This is a messenger RNA of Rotaria sordida, 390 nucleotides long. The record is from the annotation of a GenBank genome assembly. NCBI's taxonomy places the organism in Eukaryota, Metazoa, Rotifera, Eurotatoria, Philodinida, Philodinidae.
AUGCACGGACGACAAAUUACUCUUCCAUUUAAUCGACAAAAUGAAAUUAUUUCGCUCGCACAAAAUCCAGAGUACAGUAAAACAAUUAGAACAUAUUUUGAAAAUUUGGUAAAUGAAGCUCGGAACAAUAUCACGAAAAAACAACAACAAUAUAAAGCUCGAUAUGAUUUACAUAGACAAGAAUUAGUAUUAAAAAUUAAUGAUUUAGUUUUAAUCAAAACAAGAAAUAUUAGAAAUAAAUUUGAUAUACGAUAUGAAGGUCCAUUUAAAAUUAUUAAACAAUUAGGACAUAAAACAUUCAUUGUUCAACAUGUAAAAAAAUUAACAUUAACAAGACAAGUGACAAUGGAUGUCAUCGUUCCAUUAGUGGACCGAUGGAAUUUAAUUUAA